Molecule: messenger RNA, 756 nt
Organism: Cucurbita moschata (crookneck pumpkin)
Lineage: Eukaryota; Viridiplantae; Streptophyta; Magnoliopsida; Cucurbitales; Cucurbitaceae
Product: auxin-responsive protein SAUR71-like
Exons: 1
Coding region: 138-524 (128 amino acids)
Biological process (GO): response to auxin
Source: RefSeq, a predicted model, not a curated record
UAUAUAUUCUUCCCAUUCUUCUACCAAUCUUCAUGCUCUCUUCCAUCGUCUUCGAACUAAACCUACCACUUCCAUCGGAUUCCUUCUAAAUCAAAUCUCGAAUCCCUUCUCACUCUCCAUUUCUUUUACCAAUCAUCAUGAAGCAAUUGAUUCGCCGUCUUUCCCGUGUCGCCGAUUCCUCGCAGUACUGUCUUCUCCGCUCCGACUCUCACGCCGCCGCCGCCGCCACCAAACUUCGUCGUUCUCGAAUCCUCCGCUCCGGCACUGUGCCGCAAGGCCACGUCCCUGUUUACGUCGGCGAAGAGAUGGAACGGUUCGUCGUCAGCGCUCAACUCCUAAAUCACCCUGUUUUCAUCGAGCUCCUUGAUAAAUCCGCCCAAGAGUACGGCUACGAACAGAAAGGCGUUCUACAUAUUCCUUGCCAUGUUCUUCUCUUUGAGCGUGUUCUUGAGGCUCUCAGACUUGGUGAUUACGAUUCUCGCCAUCUUCAAGAUCUUCUUUCCAAUCUCUCUCUCGAGUCAUAAACAUACUUUUCUUUUUCCUCUCUUGUAUUUUUGUAGAGAGAUUGUUUUUUAUUUUUCUGUAUAUAGGUUUUCUGAUUUUGGUUUCUCAUAGAUGAUACUCUUUUAGCUUCUUUUUUCUCCUUCCGAUGUAAAUCGACAAGGAUAUUACUACAUUUUUCUCUGUUUCGGAGCACGGCUUCUUCUUCGUGAAAUUCGAUGAUCAAUCACUGAAUUCUUCUUGUUCUAUUUCUUA